AUGGAGUCUGUGGUGUCUGAAGACCCGCAGCAGCAGCAGCAGCAGCACGAGCCGCAGCAGCAGGAUGAGCCGCAGCAGCAGCAGGAAAAGACCCAGCAGCAGCAAGAGCAGCAGCAGGAGCAGCAGCAGCAGCAAGAACUAGCUGUAGAAAUCCCCCAAAACUUGCCAGACCCUUCUAAGAGAAGAAAAAGCGCAACUGUGGCUCAAGACCAAGCUGGCUGCUACUUAGUCUACGAUCAAGAAAAAGCUCGCUGGGCUGCAGUGUGGAGUCCUUCUUUUGUUGCAGCAGCAGCAGCAAUUCUAAACCCUAGCACAAAAGUGCCUCCUUAUAAAUAUUCGAAAAGAGAAAAAGUCAUUUUGGAGGCUGAAAAAAACAAAGACGCCAAGAGCAACUUCUUGGCGGGUUUGUGUUUAUUUUUCAAACUAAUUAGAGACUAUAAAGGGACUUUUACUUUGCUGCCAGCAGCGGAAGAAGUUGAAUUAAAAGAUGUGGCCAUUGUGGGGCUCAAGGGCCAAGAGGUAUUUAAAUAA
Eimeria tenella is the source of this 531-nucleotide messenger RNA. RefSeq lists its product as uncharacterized. The coding region runs from base 1 to 531 and encodes 176 amino acids. NCBI's taxonomy places the organism in Eukaryota, Apicomplexa, Conoidasida, Eucoccidiorida, Eimeriidae. The transcript has 3 exons. The record is from RefSeq and is a predicted model, not a curated record.